Molecule: messenger RNA, 1673 nt
Organism: Drosophila rhopaloa
Lineage: Eukaryota; Metazoa; Arthropoda; Insecta; Diptera; Drosophilidae
Gene: senju
Product: UDP-galactose transporter senju
Exons: 4
Coding region: 1-1455 (484 amino acids)
Biological process (GO): pyrimidine nucleotide-sugar transmembrane transport
Cellular component (GO): Golgi membrane
Molecular function (GO): UDP-galactose transmembrane transporter activity
Source: RefSeq, a predicted model, not a curated record
AUGACGAUUUGCGCGAUUUGCCAUGUUGACGAAUUGUUAGCGAAAAGACCCAGCGACGUGAACUCGGCUGCAGCACAAUAUAACGUUAACCAACACUGCGGCCCGCUUUGCAACAGUGCUCUAAAAUCAGCUGUCGGCCGAGCGAUAAAAAAAAGGGCCGAAACCGAAAACUGGCCCGCUUGUCACAAACAAGCGGAACUGAUAGCAGUUGCCAUUGGACUAGAGCCGAGGUUGGAAGCGGGUGAAGUUAGUCUGGAGUCUCUUAUUAGCAACGCUGGCAAUUUAGUAAAGAUCUCAAAAAUGUCAACUAAUUGGCGUGAAUUGUUCCCUACUAAGCUCACAUUUGUGAUCUUCUUACUGUAUAUGUCCCUAUUUAUAGGACAGGGCAUCUUUGUCACAGCUUCCCAGGAAUCUAAUAACUCAUAUGGUUACAAUACCGUCACGGUUGUGCUGCUCACCGAGGUCUUUAAGUUGAUUGUUUCCACGUGUCUGUACUGCCGAGACCACGAUCUUCGCUCUCUAGUUCGGGAUGUCCACAAGGAUCGCAAUGUGCUGGCUUUGUACAUGGUGCCCGCCUUUCUCUACUGCCUGUACAACAAUUUAGCCUUUGUCAACUUGGCCACAUUCGAUCCCACGACUUACUAUCUGUUGCUGCAACUACGUGUCGUUGUCACGGGCAUACUGUUCCAAAUUAUCUUUAAGAAGUACCUAUCGCAAAGGCAGUGGAUCUCCCUCAUACUCCUGACACUCGGAUGCAUGAUGAAACAGAUUGAUUUUGGCAGUUUCUACAGCGAUACUAAUGAUGAUAGCGAAUUGGCUGCAAUACAACAGAAUUCACUUAACCGAACCGCGGCUGAUACGCCACACGGCAAGAACAUGUCCGGCUUUGAUUUUAGCCUGAGUGCCGUCUUCAUUCUGGCGCAGACCAUUUGCUCUUGUAUGGCUGGCGUCUACAACGAGUAUUUGUUGAAGGACAAGGGUGCCGAUGUGAAUAUCUUCGUGCAGAAUGUCUUUAUGUACCUGGACUCGAUUGUUUGCAAUGCUGUCAUUCUGCUGCUGCGUGGCGAACUGCUGGACGCCUUUAGUUCGCAAAAUUUAAGCAGCAUCAUGCGUUUUAGUGUCCUGAUCAUCAUUGUGAACAAUGCGGCAAUUGGCAUUGUCACGAGUUUCUUUCUUAAGUACAUGAACUCCAUACUAAAGACCUUCGCCAGCGCUUUGGAGCUGCUCUUCACGGCGGUUUUGUGCUAUUUCCUGUUCUCCAUACCCAUAUACAUGAACACCGCGCUGGCCAUCGCGGUUGUCUCCUAUGCCAUCUAUCUCUACACCCAGAGUCCAGUUGUUAAUCUCGGCAAGGUGCGUCCGCUGGCCAACCUAAGCGAUGCCACCGUUAAAUCUACGGACAAACAAAAACUGCUGGACGAGGAGGCGCCAGAAUCUGACCAGGACAUAGUAUAAUGCUAUCCUAGCUAGUCUUAGACUCAAUCUGUAAGGCUGUAAAUAGUUGUGGAAAAGUGCCUGCAAAUGUUUUGAACGCCAGGCGAAUGUGUUUGACCCCAGGCUUUGUGCAAUGCGCGAGCAACAGGCUUGUAAAUACCAAAACUUUUGCUUUUCUAGUUUAAGAUUCUCAGCGUAAAUAUGUUUUAAUCAUAACAUGAUUGCAAUCAAACGAAAAA